Molecule: messenger RNA, 1311 nt
Organism: Gastrolobium bilobum
Lineage: Eukaryota; Viridiplantae; Streptophyta; Magnoliopsida; Fabales; Fabaceae
Product: lysine histidine transporter 1-like
Exons: 7
Coding region: 1-1311 (436 amino acids)
Cellular component (GO): plasma membrane
Source: RefSeq, a predicted model, not a curated record
AUGGAAGAAAACAACACCAGUGCAAAGCAAGAAAAGAACAUCAGUGAUUGGCUUCCCAUCACUAAAUCUAGGAAUGCAAAGUGGUGGUAUUCAACUUUUCACAAUGUCACUGCUGUGGUUGGAGCUGGAGUUCUGGGUUUCCCCUACGCUAUGUCAGAACUUGGAUGGGGUCCAGGAAUCACAGUUUUGAUCCUUUCAUGGAUUUGCACAUUCUACACAGCAUGGCAAAUGAUUGAAAUGCAUGAGGCCGUGCCGGGAAAGAGGUUUGACAGGUAUCAUGAAUUGGGGCAGCAUGCAUUUGGGGAAAAGCUUGGACUUUGGAUUGUGGUGCCUCAACAACUAAUGGUUGAAGUUGGUGUUAAUAUAGUUUACAUGAUCACUGGUGGAAAAUCUAUAAAGAAGAUUCAUGAGAUUCUUUGUCAUGAUUGUAAGCCCAUAAGAACAACCUACUUCAUCAUGAUGUUUGCUUGUGUUCAAUUUGUUCUCUCCCAUCUCCCUAGUUUCAACUCCAUCGCUGGGGUUUCUUUGGCUGCUGCUGUUAUGUCCUUGAGUUACUCUACAAUUGCUUGGAUAGCUUCGGUUCACAGAGGGGUUCAACCAGACGUGAGAUAUGAUAGAAGAUAUUCAAGUACUACAGGAAAUGUGUUUGGCUUCUUUAGUGCUUUGGGAGAUGUAGCUUUUGGGUAUGCAGGGCACAAUGUGAUUUUGGAGAUCCAAGCUACCAUCCCUUCAACACCUGAAAAGCCCUCCAAAGGAGCCAUGUGGAAGGGCAUGAUUAUUGCUUAUAUCAUAGUGGCUUUGUGUUAUUUUCCUAUUUCCAUCUUUGGUUAUUGGGCUUUUGGAAACUCUGUUGAUGACAACAUCCUUUUGUCACUUGAGAAACCCCGCUGGCUCAUUACAGCUGCUAAUAUAUUUGUUGUUGUUCAUGUUACUGGAAGUUAUCAGGUCUUUGCUGUUCCAGUGUUUGAUAUGUUGGAAUUAUUCCUUGUGAAAAGGAUGAAUUUCAAGCCAAGUUGGUUCCUUCGAUUCAUAACUCGUAAUUUAUAUGUUUCACUUACGUUGUUCCUUGGAGUUUCAUUUCCUUUCUUUGGUGGGCUUCUUGGCUUCUUUGGGGGAUUUGUCUUUGCUCCAACCACAUACUUUCUCCCUUGCAUAAUGUGGCUUCUCAUCCACAAACCAAAGAGAUUUAGCAUUUCUUGGUGGGCAAAUUGGUUUUGCAUCAUAUUCGGAGUGCUUUUGAUGGUUUUAGCUCCUAUUGGCGCAUUGAGGCAGAUCAUACUACAAGCUAAGGAAUACAAAUUUUACUCGUAA